AGCAAAUGAAGCAACCGAUAUAACUAACCCUAGAAGUAAAGAAUCCACUUGAUUACUAACUAAUAUUACUAAUAAGGAGAAUAAUCGGCGACCUACUAACCUUCUAUCCUAAUCCUCGACCUUCACACCUUCCUAUCUAGGGUCGUGUCCUCAGUAAGCUGAAGUUGUGUCAUGUCUUGUCUAAUCACCUCCACCUAGUUCUUCUUCGGCAAAAUAUGGAUGCUACCCACUAAAAAAUGGAUAUAUGGAUAACAUGUAUAUUCAUAUUAUCAAUACCCAUUUUUCUGCUUGUUAUUUUUAAUGAGUUCUUAUUUUCUGAGAGUCUAAGCUUAUUUUGGCUUUUAGCUUGUGUUCUCACUUGACUAUUCCCGAAGCCACGGAUAAUAUGGAUAUCCAUAUUAUCCGUCGGUUAACCCGUUUUUUAUUCGUGUUAAAUAUGGGUGGGUUGGAUAUGUUAUUCGUUUUUGCUUAACCCGUUUUCGACCUUCCCAUAUCCGAUCCAACCUGCCUGUUUGCCCACCUUGGUUCCAUUUAGAGGAUUAGUUAGUAUAUUGAAUUGAGAUAUUGAGUUUUUGGGAGAAUGGUUGUCCAAAAAGUUUGUCCGGUAUUGCUGUAUAGUUAUGGUUUAUAUGUGCUAUCAGAUUCCGCAAUUUUGGAAUAAAACUUUGUGCUUAUAAAUUACUAGCAAUUGAUCACAAUGUUAGGCAUGUGAAGAUUGCUUUCUGGAACCGGAGGAUGCUCAAGGAAUUGGUUUCUGCCUAGUGCGUAACCUUUGAGUUGAGCAACUUUUGUGAAAAUGGGAACCCCUUACCGCAGUGGGACUUUCAAAAGAUCGAAUGAUAGUGCUAGACUUGUUAUCACCACUAUCAUGGGAAUGGUGUUUGGAUACUUUGUUGGGAUUUCUUUUCCAUCUGUUUCUCUAACAAAGAUUAAUUUACCUUCAAGCUUAAUAUCAACUCUUGAUUAUGCCUUCAAUGAUGAUCAUAGACGUGCUAUGGAGCGUAGUUUCCCGGAGAAUCUUGGUUCUGGUAGUACUCCUUUAACACCAAAGAUAUAUGUCCCAACAAAUCCUCGUGGUGCACAGUCAUUGCCACCAGGGAUUGUGGUCUCAGAAUCAGAUUUUUAUUUGCGAAGGUUGUGGGGUGAACCAAGUGAGGAUCUGACAAAAAAGCCCAAGUACUUGGUUACAUUUACAGUUGGUUUGGAUCAAAAGAAUAACAUUGACGCAGCGGUUAAAAAGUUUUCAGAGGAUUUCCAAAUUUUGCUUUUCCAUUAUGAUGGUCGAACGAGUGAGUGGGAUCAAUUUGAAUGGUCCAAGCGUGCAAUUCACAUCAGUGUUAGGAAGCAGACAAAAUGGUGGUAUGCAAAGAGGUUUUUGCAUCCCGAUGUUGUAGCUGCCUAUGAUUACAUAUUUAUAUGGGACGAAGAUCUUGGAGUUGAGCGCUUUAAUGCAGAGAAAUAUAUUCAACUAGUUAAGAAACAUGGUCUAGACAUCUCUCAGCCUGGUCUUGAACCCAACAAUGGACUCACAUGGCAGAUGACUAAGAGGAGGGGUGACCGAGAAGUUCACAAGGAUACAGAAGAGAAACCAGGCUGGUGCAGCGAUCCACAUUUGCCUCCUUGUGCAGCUUUUGUGGAAAUAAUGGCUCCUGUCUUCUCUCGAGAAGCUUGGCGAUGUGUUUGGCAUAUGAUUCAGAAUGAUUUGGUGCAUGGAUGGGGAUUGGAUUUUGCACUAAGAAGAUGUGUAGAGCCUGCUCAUGAAAAAAUUGGCGUAGUCGAUUCAGAGUGGAUUGUUCAUCAAGUUAUUCCUUCUCUUGGGAAUCAGGGGCAGCCCGAGAAUGGCAAAGCUCCAUGGGAAGGGGUCAGAGAGAGAUGUAGAAAUGAAUGGGCAAUGUUCCAAGAUCGGUUAGCUAAUGCAGAUAAAGCAUAUUUUGCCCAGCAUGGAAAAACUCGAGUAUAACGCGCCUCCAAAUGUCUUGUACAUUGCUUCUUUCGUCUAGUUUCUCUUCUUCUUUUUUCUGUUUCUAGGGGUGUGCCUAUUCUUUUUAUCAGUGUCUGUUUCUUUUUAUCAUCUUUUCUUUCAAUAUUAGAGUAGUGAAAUUCUAUGUAGCUAGUGAACGCUAAACCAUUAGAUAUUGGAGGGUUUCUUGUGCAUAUAGAUGAUACACAAGGUUUAUAGUCAAUGUUUUCUGCACUU
Lycium ferocissimum is the source of this 2197-nucleotide messenger RNA. RefSeq lists its product as uncharacterized. The coding region runs from base 797 to 1960 and encodes 387 amino acids. The record is from RefSeq and is a predicted model, not a curated record. Lineage: Eukaryota; Viridiplantae; Streptophyta; Magnoliopsida; Solanales; Solanaceae. The transcript is spliced from 15 exons.